AUGGGCGCCCUUCGCAACAUCGUCAUCGCGGUUCUCGCCAUAUCCUUUCUGACAUUUGUGGCUCUAUUUGGACGCCUGCCUGCUCUGAGGAAGACACCCAUCGGCUGGCUCCAACGGCUAUUAUGCCUGCACAUACCCAGUGGGUUGAGGAGUGCCGAUCGGAGCCUGACCGGAGGACGAGUCACAAGGAAGAGCAAGCGACUUGGGCAAUAUCUGUUCUACGAGAAGAAUCCGAUUGUCCUGAUCAUAUUUCUUUUCAUCCUCACUGGAAGCGCUUUUCUUUUCUUGUACAACACGACACAUCUCUUGACGAGAAGCCAACUUCUACCGGUCCCAGUCCUGGUUGGCAUGCCAUACAUCUUCACAUACCUCUCGGUCACCGGCCGAGCUCACUACAUCAGCAAAGCAAAUCUCAACGCCCGCAUGCUCGACUAUCCAUAUGACAACGCUCUGUUCCGACCGAACAACCACUGUCCGACUUGCGACAUUGUUAAGCCAGCACGAUCCAAACACUGCAGUCUCUGCGGUACCUGCGUGGCCAAGUGUGAUCAUCACUGUCCUUGGGUCAACAACUGUCUGGGCCGUGGGAACUACCGCUACUUUCUUGCACUGCUGCUGUCACUCGGCAUGGUCCAAAUCUACGGCGCUCAUCUCAGCUGGCAGCUGGUGAAGAAGUACGUCGUCAUCGACCCAUCGAACCCGCUGUUCUCUCGCGCUCGGAUGACCAAUCUAGGCCAUGCGUUCGUGAUCGCCGUCAAUCGCGGCGGUAUAUCCGUGUCUGGAGUGGGGCUCCUCGCUGCUUCUACCGCAUCACUGCCUCUUGGUCUGCUCGCCUACCACUUGUAUCUGAUCUGGGCUGGCAUGACAACAAACGAGUCUCAGAAAUGGUCCGACUGGAAGGAGGACAUAAGCGAUGGCUGUGUCUUCAAGACGCGACUCGCUGAUCUUAGGAGGCACUACCAGCUGAAGAAUGAUGGCAAGUACAAUCCUGCUAUGACGGACUUCGAGAGCGCCUCCGACAGGAAUAUUUGGUGGCCGGUCAAUAGUGACCAGGUGCUGGUGCGGACUGAUGAUGGAAGGCCACCCAUAGGACAGGAUAUGCUUUGGACGCGGAUCUGGAGUCUGGACGAGGUCGACAAUAUCUACGAUCUUGGUGGCUGGCAGAAUUUUGUAGAGGUGUUCAGAGGCAACUGA
Molecule: messenger RNA, 1194 nt
Organism: Zymoseptoria tritici IPO323
Lineage: Eukaryota; Fungi; Ascomycota; Dothideomycetes; Mycosphaerellales; Mycosphaerellaceae
Exons: 2
Coding region: 1-1194 (397 amino acids)
Biological process (GO): protein targeting to membrane; peptidyl-L-cysteine S-palmitoylation
Cellular component (GO): endoplasmic reticulum; Golgi apparatus
Molecular function (GO): protein-cysteine S-palmitoyltransferase activity
Source: RefSeq, a predicted model, not a curated record